AUGGAACCAUCUGAGUCCCAGCGGCGCAGAGGCGAGCAAAGCUGGUGGGGUAGUGCCCCCCAGUACCAGUAUAUGCCCUUUGAACAAUGCACCAGCUACGGACUGCCCUCUGAGAACGGGGGCCUUCAGCACAGGCUCUGGAGGGAUGCAGGCCCCCGUCCUAAGGCCAACCCCACACAGAUUUAUGGUCAUCACAAAGAGCAAUUCUUGGAUGAGGGGCAGGACUUACAGAUGCCCAAGAAGACAGACUCCAGUGCUACCAUAGACAGCAAGGAUGAGGAUCACUAUUCUAAAUGUCAAGAUUGUAUCCGCCGCCUGGAACUCGUGGUGAGAAGAAAAUUAGGGGAAGAUUGGAUCUUUCUGGUGCUUCUGGGACUACUUAUGGCUCUGGUUAGCUGGAGCAUGGAUUAUGUCAGUGCCAAAAGCCUUCAGGCCUACAAGUGGACCUACUACCAGAUGCAGCCCAGCCUGCCUCUGCAGUUCCUGGCCUGGGUCACUUUCCCACUUAUUCUCAUCCUCUUCAGCGCUCUCUUUUGCCACCUCAUCUCUCCCCAGGCUGUUGGCUCUGGAAUCCCUGAAAUGAAGACAAUUCUUCGUGGGGUUGUCCUGAAGGAAUAUCUCACCCUCAAGGCCUUCGUGGCCAAGGUUGUUGCCCUGACUGCAGGGCUGGGAAGUGGCAUCCCUGUGGGGAAGGAGGGCCCUUUUGUCCACAUCGCCAGCAUCUGCGCCGCCGUCCUCAGCAAGUUUAUGUCGGUGUUCUGUGGAGUGUAUGAGCAGCCAUACUAUUACACUGAUAUGCUGACGGUCGGCUGUGCUGUAGGAGUUGGCUGUUGUUUUGGGACACCACUUGGAGGAGUGCUAUUCAGCAUCGAGGUCACCUCCACCUACUUUGCCGUGCGGAACUACUGGCGAGGAUUCUUUGCGGCGACGUUCAGUGCCUUUGUUUUCCGCGUGCUGGCCGUAUGGAACAAGGAUGCUGUCACCAUCACUGCUCUCUUCAGAACCAAUUUCCGAAUGGACUUCCCCUUUGAUCUGCAGGAACUCCCAGCCUUUGCCAUCAUCGGGAUUUGCUGUGGGUUCCUGGGAGCUCUAUUUGUGUAUCUACAUCGCCAAGUCAUGCUCGGUGUCCGAAAGCACAAGGCCCUCAGCCGGUUUCUUGCUAAGCACCUCCUGCUGUAUCCUGGAAUCGUUACCUUUGUCAUUGCCUCAUUCACCUUUCCACCAGGAAUGGGUCAAUUCAUGGCUGGAGAGUUAAUGCCUCGUGAAGCCAUCAGUACCCUGUUUGACAACAAUACGUGGGUAAAACAUGUAGGUGACCCUGAGAGCCUGGGCCAGUCAGCCGUGUGGAUUCACCCACGGGUCAACGUUAUCAUCAUCAUCUUCCUCUUCUUUAUCAUGAAGUUCUGGAUGUCCAUCGUGGCCACCACUAUGCCCAUACCUUGCGGAGGCUUCAUGCCUGUAUUUGUGCUAGGAGCUGCAUUUGGAAGGCUGGUAGGAGAGAUCAUGGCCAUGCUAUUCCCUGAUGGCAUCUUAUUUGAUGGCAUUAUCUACAAGAUCUUACCUGGGGGCUAUGCAGUAAUUGGAGCAGCAGCGCUGACUGGUGCAGUGUCCCACACAGUCUCUACAGCUGUGAUUUGCUUUGAAUUAACGGGUCAGAUUGCUCACAUCCUACCCAUGAUGGUGGCUGUUAUCUUGGCCAACAUGGUGGCUCAGAGCUUGCAGCCCUCCCUCUAUGACAGCAUCAUCCAGGUCAAGAAGCUACCCUACUUGCCUGACCUUGGUUGGAACCAGCUCAGCAAAUUUACAAUCUUUGUUGAGGACAUCAUGGUACGCGAUGUGAAGUUCGUUUCAGCUUCUUGCACGUAUGGGGAGUUGCAAACUCUGCUCCAGACCACCACAGUCAAGACUUUACCACUGGUUGAUUCAAAAGAUUCAAUGAUCCUGCUGGGCUCUGUGGAGCGGUCAGAACUGCAGUCCCUCCUGCAGCGCCACCUGUGUCCUGAGCGGAGGUUGUGGGCAGCCCAGGACAUGGCAAGGAAGCUGUUGGAGCUGCCUUACGAUGGGAAGACGCGGCAGGCUGAGGAUGGGCGCCGCGGCCUCUCAUCCCAGGGCCGACCUGAGUCCUUUGUCUUUGUGGAUGAGGAUGAAGAAGAAGACCUCUCUGGGAAGCCCGAGCUGCCUCCUCUGACUCCUCCUCACCCCUUUCCUACUGCUGCACUGCCCCCCGAAGAACCCAAUGGGCCCCUGCCCAGCCACAAACAGCAGCCAGAAGCACCAGAGCCUGCAGGUCAAAGACCCUCCAUCUUUCGGUCUCUGCUGCACUGUUUGCUGGGCAGAUCUCGCCCCACAAAGAAGAAAACAACCCAGGAUUCCACGGAUUUAGUGGAUAACAUGUCACCUGAAGAGAUUGAGGCCUGGGAGCGGGAGCAGCUGAGCCAGCCCGUCUGCUUUGACUGCUGCUGUAUUGACCAGUCCCCCUUCCAGCUGGUGGAGCAGACGUCGCUGCACAAGACUCACACACUGUUCUCGCUCCUCGGCCUGCACCUUGCUUAUGUGACCAGUAUGGGGAAGCUCAGGGGUGUGCUGGCCCUGGAGGAGCUGCAGAAGGCCAUUGAGGGGCACACCAAGUCUGGGGUGCAGCUCCGCCCUCCGCUUGCCAGCUUCCGGAAUACAACUUCAAUUCGGAAAAAUCCCGGGGGCCCGCCCCCUCCUGCAGAGGCCUGGAGUCUGCCUGAGGAUGGAACUGGGGCCAUUGGGGCAGAGGAUGUGGCUCCUGCCUCCCCAGAGACCCCCAUGCCACGCCCCUCCCCAGUGUCCCCCCUCUCCCUGGCUCCAACCACGGCGGACAGCGAGCUAGAGGAGCUGGAGCUGGUGGAGAGUCCAGGGCUGGAAGAGGAGCUGGCUGACAUCUUGCAGGGCCCCAGUCUGCGGUCCACGGAUGAGGAGGACGAGGAUGAACUGAUCCUUUGACACCUCCCGGACCUCCUCAUGAAGACUAUCAAUCAAGAGACUCUCACUGGAGGACAGACUUGUGUGGGAGGGGGUAUGUCCUAAAGUUGGAGUGAU
Diceros bicornis minor is the source of this 3066-nucleotide messenger RNA. RefSeq names its product chloride voltage-gated channel 1 (gene CLCN1). Gene Ontology annotation, molecular function: voltage-gated chloride channel activity. Gene Ontology annotation, cellular component: membrane. The record is from RefSeq and is a predicted model, not a curated record. Gene Ontology annotation, biological process: transmembrane transport; chloride transport. The transcript is spliced from 23 exons. NCBI's taxonomy places the organism in Eukaryota, Metazoa, Chordata, Mammalia, Perissodactyla, Rhinocerotidae. Bases 1 to 2970 code for a protein of 989 amino acids.